Hippoglossus stenolepis (Pacific halibut) is the source of this 1827-nucleotide messenger RNA. Its product is annotated as claudin-14. Lineage: Eukaryota; Metazoa; Chordata; Actinopteri; Pleuronectiformes; Pleuronectidae. The transcript is spliced from 4 exons. Gene Ontology annotation, molecular function: structural molecule activity. Bases 698 to 1438 code for a protein of 246 amino acids. Gene Ontology annotation, cellular component: bicellular tight junction; plasma membrane. The record is from RefSeq and is a predicted model, not a curated record. Gene Ontology annotation, biological process: bicellular tight junction assembly; cell adhesion.
UCCCACAGGCGGACCUUGGAGAGGAUCAUCCCUGCACUACAGGGCUCUGACAGAGAGCUGAACACUACACAGAGGACCCAGGAGAAGGGCAAGGAAAAGGCUCCUGUGUACUGACAGGAUGUCACGGUGGGUUGGGACAGAGAGAUAAGAACCACCAAGCGAGAAGAUGGACUUAGAAGAUGAACUCAGGAUAGAAGUGAAGCUUUGACUCACCUCACCUGGCUGCUUACACAGGAGCUGAGUUACUGGGAGUAAAACAGCCCAACCAGUGAGGACAAUAUCUCCUCUGUCUGUCUCUGCUCUGCCUCCGACAGUUGACAUCCGCCCUGUUUAUCUGUCGGGAGCAACAUGUCAGCAGCAGUGCUUUCUCUCAUGUCAUCUCUGACAUGAUGCUCCCGGCACUGACAGGGAUAAUGCCAAUGAUAAUAUCUGGCCAGUCAUUUAUUUGACAGGCCAGACACACACACACACACACACACACACACACACACACACAUUGUACUUGUCGGUUUAAGCAGAGGCAGAGACAGAAGGAGCUGGUCAGUGUGGAAUCAAUGCCACUGACCUUAUUUCUCUGGAACUCCUCCAACUAUGUCUCCAUCACUUAGGAGGAGUGUGCCGUCUGGACACCUGUGACCAAGGCUCUGUAGUCCUCAUGUAACCCUGUUGUUUGAGCGUCUGUCCGACUGAAACAAUCAUGGCCAGCAUGGCGGUUCAGCUCCUCGGCUUCUUCUUGGGCCUGCUGGGGUUUGUUGGAACCGUGGCUGCGACUCUGCUUCCCCAUUGGCGCAGCACAGCCUAUGUGGGCUCCAACAUCAUCACAGCCACCGCCUACAUGAAAGGCCUGUGGAUGGAGUGUGUGUGGCACAGCACUGGCAUUUAUCAAUGUGAGGUGUAUAGAUCUCUGCUGGCACUGCCACAGGACCUGCAGGCUGCCCGGGCCCUCAUGGUGCUCUCCUGCAUCACCUCAGUCCUGGCAUCCCUGUUGUCUGUGAUGGGGAUGAAGUGUACCCGCUUCGCACGUGGCUCCCUGAUCAAGUCUCCGCUGGCGAUGAGCGGAGGGAUAUGUUUCCUCUGUGCAGGUGUCCUCUGUCUAGUCACCGUAUCCUGGACCACCAAUGAUAUCAUAAUGGACUUCUACGACCCCUUCCUCCCCAGUGGGCUGAAGUAUGAGAUCGGCCUGGCCGUGUACCUCGGAUACGCCUCAGCCUGCCUCAGUCUGAGCGGAGGGCUGGUGCUGUGCUGGAGCAGCUGUGGUGACAGGUCACGGAGUCCACCUCGUAUUCAGAGGAGUCACCCAUCAUCGCCUCCCCCUGCCUUCAACCACAUAUACCCCCCUUCUCCACCAUACAAGCCCCCUGAGGCCUUGAAGGACAAUCGUACUCCAUCAAUUUGCUCCCUUUCCAGUAAUGGAUACAGGCUCAAUAACUAUGUCUGACACAGGAGGAUAUACGAGCACAGUAACUGUGGUCAUGAGAGCUGUGUCCAGUCUCCAACACUUCUACAACUUAUUUUUUAUUCUUUUAAGUUGUUAUUAUUCUUUGCCUCCUACCUACCCAUAACAAAGGGGAUACGGAAAUGGACCUGUCCCUCACAUUUCUAUAUUUGACCAAUAAGGAUAAGACAACUUGACAAACGAACUUUGCUGUGACCAGGUCUGAUGUCUGAUUCACAAGGUACAAGUGUUGAAGAGAACUGAUGAACUAAAACCUGUUGAACUGCUGUUAUAAACCCAAAAGACCAGAAGGUGGCAGCAUAGUCCUGCAAGUAGUCACAAAGAUGGAUUGUGUCAAUUCCCAUAUUCUAACUUUAACACCCAUGAUAAUA